This is a messenger RNA of Hordeum vulgare subsp. vulgare (domesticated barley), 840 nucleotides long. RefSeq names its product probable isoprenylcysteine alpha-carbonyl methylesterase ICMEL2. The coding region runs from base 1 to 840 and encodes 279 amino acids. The record is from RefSeq and is a predicted model, not a curated record. Lineage: Eukaryota; Viridiplantae; Streptophyta; Magnoliopsida; Poales; Poaceae. The transcript has 7 exons.
AUGGCGACCAUUCAACAAGACAAUGACAAUUCCGGGGACAAGCCAUCAAAGGGUGGAAAGAAGCACAAAAAAUCCAAGGCAAACAAGGGAAGGUGGACCAUACAUGGCAUAGGGGAGAACCCGACCCAACACGACACCGUUAAUCUCAGAGCUCCUGAGCAAGAACCGAAGGAUCCAAACAAGCCCUCGGGCCAAUCCCUUCCUGACGGCCCCGAUGAUUCAGACGAUGACAACUACCUCCCUCCCGACGACGUGGAAGAUAGCUUGGAGGCCAAGGACUUCAUGGUUCCCGAUGACCCUGAAGAAUCACUAUUGAUAUUUUAUGUUCCGGUUCUAAUUUUAUUAUUAUUCGGGUUAGUUUACUGCUGGAUGAGGAAACUUCUUGCGCUCGCAGACUACGCUUUUCUACUUACGCCAGAUUUUAUUGAAGUUGGAUAUUACUAUUUCUUUUCAAGUCAGGUUCGUAGAAGUAUAGUUUAUGGAGAACAACUGAUAAACAUGUUGGAUUUGUAUAUAACCAAAGAUAAUAUACGACCCUGUUCAGUGGUGGCCUUUGUAACUGGCGGCGCGUGGAUUAGUGGUUACAAGGCAUGGGGUGCCCUUCUUGGUAGGCGAUUGGCUGAGAGAGGAAUCAUAGUUGCUUGCAUUGAUUACAUAAAUUAUCCAGAAGGAACAAUAAGUGACAUGGUUAGCGAUGCUUCUGAGGGGAUCUCAUUUGUGUGUAACAACAUUGCUAGUUCUGGAGGUGAUCCUAACGAGAUCUACUUGAUGGGUCAGUUAGCAAGAGCACAUAUUUCAGCAUGUGUCCUAAUGGAACAUGCAGCUAUGAUGACAUUUUAG